Molecule: messenger RNA, 438 nt
Organism: Camelina sativa (false flax)
Lineage: Eukaryota; Viridiplantae; Streptophyta; Magnoliopsida; Brassicales; Brassicaceae
Product: agamous-like MADS-box protein AGL18
Source: RefSeq, a predicted model, not a curated record
AUGAGUGAAACUUGGUGUAAUCUGAAAAGGAAGAUGAAAUUCGAGAGACGAAACUCUGAAUCAUUGCAGAGCGAGUACCAGAGAUUGUGGCUUUCUCACGAGAGAUUGAACGGUAGAGAGCUCGAGGGUUUGACAUCCUCCGACCUGUACUCACUUUACUCUCGGAUAAUGUUUGCUUUGUUCGCUUUGGACGACCAAAUGAUGAGACCAAUAAGGGAGCAAACUGAAAGGCAGCGUAACAAGAACCCUUUCCACACCAACAAGGAAUCAGUCUCUAGGUUAGCUGAGCCCGAGAGAUGUUCAUUGGACAAUGACAAGGGUGCUGACACUUCCUUGCAAUUUAGACUUCUUCUCGUUUCAAGGAAGCUCAGAAGGAUCCAUAAUUGUUAUCACCGCAAGAGCAUGCCAGAGACCUACCUUAAUUCGAUUCCUAGAUAA